CGCACUAUACGGCGCGGUCCGCAUCAUCGAUGGUUGCGCGGCCCGCACACAUCGAUAGUGGCGCUUGACGCCGCUGCUGCGGGGGUCGAACGCGCUCGCGGCGGCGCGCGUCACGCCGCCGCGCUAAAAAUAUACAAUCGCGCCGACGACGAGGCGUUUCGGUACCGCGCACGCACAUCGAUCAUUUGCCACCACCGCCGCCGCCGCCGCCGCCACCGCCGUGCUACCGUUUUCGCCGUCGACGGCGCGGCCGCCGCUUGCAGUGCGACUACGAGUUGUGUGCAUAAUAAUAAUAAUAAUAAUAAUAAUAGUAAUAGUAAUAAUAAUAAUAAUAAUAUCUUUAGGCGACGGAGAGAGACGUCCUACUCUCGAUCCCCGACGACACCGCCGGACAAAACUAACCGAAUACGGGACAAGACCCGCUGCGUGCGUACGCCGACGGACGGACAUCGGCGCGCCGGACGGACGAUUGGCGGCGGUGCAACAGGAGACGACGGCGGCGGCGGGAAACGGACAUGUUAUGCGGCCCGGUAGUCGGGACGACGGUGCAGCAGGCGAGUGUUCGUCGUGUUCGUCGUUAAUAACGUCAUGUACGCGUCAUCGUCGGCCGACAAGUACGGCACCGGCAGGACCGCGACCGCCAAGUCGUACCAUCACCAUCACCUCCAUCACCUACAUCACCACCACGUCGGCACGUCGUCGUCUUCGUCGUCUUCGUCGUCGUCGUACGCGUUGUCGUCCGAGCUGAGCGCCGACCGGCGGUCCAGGGCUUACAGCAGCGCGCCGAGACAGGUGACGCCGGUCCGGUCGACCGCGUCCUCCAGGUUGACGGACAUCAACGGUAAUAUCCGAUCGCUGAGCUUGAGCAAGAGCCUGUCGCCGGCGUCGUCAUUAGGUUCUGCCCGAGGGGAAAUCGGCGGAAAGACCACACUGCUGCAGCUAGGCAACGACAAUAAACGGUAUGACGCAACGAAAAAACGUUUGGACGCGUUCUACAACAGCAGAUCGCCGUCGUCGUUGCUGAACAAAUCGUACAAUUACAAGUCCGGCAACUUGUCGUACUUCGAAAAGUACAACAAACAGCAGUACCAGCAAGACUCCCCUCCGCCCAACGAACCGUUACAGCAAUCCAAAUAUGUCAACAUGAACAGGACAAACUACGGCGGCAUCACUGACAACGGAGCGGUGCAUCCGGAGUCGUCGUCGUCGUCAUCGGCGUACAGGUCGGUGGCCGAUUCGAAAAAGGGGGUGGUCGGCAUCCGGAACAUAGGGAACACGUGUUACAUGAACUCGGUGCUACAGUGCCUAAGCAACACCAAGAGGCUGACGGACAGCGUACUGGACGACGUGGACGGGGCCGACGGCAAGCUGAUCCGGGUGUACCGAGACCUCCUGUCCCGGAUCUGGACCGCCGCCGACAGCCAUCCGGUGGACACCACCGCGUUUAAAUCGGCGUUCCAGCGGUUGUCCCCGCGGUUUGCCGGCUACGAGCAGCAGGACGCCCAGGAGUUCCUGCGGCUGUUGCUCGACCGACUGCACAUGGACGUCAACAGGGUGAAGGUCAAGCCCCGCGCCAUGCCGGACGUGGACGAAACGCUCAAGGACAACGCGCUGGCCAUCGAGUUCUGGCAGAGGUACCUAGCCACGGACAACAGUACCGUGGUCGACCUGUUCGCCGGACAGCUCAAGUCCACGCUCGAGUGUUCUACGUGUGGCCACAAGAGUAUCACAUUCGAGGUGUUUUGGGACGUGUCGUUGCCACUGCCGUCCAGCGGCUCGGCUAACAUAGUGUCCAUCAACGACCUGCUGCACAACUUCACGCAGGAAGAGGUGUUGGACUUCCGCGAACGGCCCCGGUGCAGCGUGUGCAAGGUGGACAGAAAGAUGUUCAAGUCGUACCGGUUCCAGCGGUUGCCCAGGUACCUGGUGCUGCACCUCAAGCGUUUCCAGGGAACGCAAUCGUACAAGAAGAUCACGUCGCUGGUGGCGUUCCCGUCCGUGUCACUGGACAUGAGCCCGUACGUGUCCGGCACGGCCCGGAGCAUACAGCCGCAAGGCUGCAAGUACAACCUGUACGCGGUGUCCAACCACACGGGCACGCCGAUCGCCGGACACUACACCGCCAUGUGCAAGCACCCGGUCACCGGUGACUGGAACUUCUUCAACGACAGUUCCGUCUCCCGGAUUACGUCGUCCGCGAAACUCAUAAGCAACGAGGCGUAUAUACUGUUUUACGAGGCCGCGAAUUAUUAAUUAGCCGAUGAAAUCAGGUUUAUAAAUUGUUCUUUUUAUUUAAUUUUUUUUUUUUUUCUUGAUAUCCGUCCAUGGAUCGAGGCUUGAUGACAUGACACCAUGCAUAUACUUAUUAUGUAUAUCAAUAAGUACUUACCUUUAUCAUUUUAUUAUAUACCUACCUAACUGUUUUCGCGAACGACCUUUCAAUUUUGUACGAAACUUUGCUAUACACCAUACUUGCAUGUACGUUAGAGUACAAUAAUAUGAAUUUAUUAUUUA
Rhopalosiphum padi (bird cherry-oat aphid) is the source of this 2514-nucleotide messenger RNA. RefSeq names its product ubiquitin carboxyl-terminal hydrolase 2 (gene Usp2). Gene Ontology annotation, biological process: protein deubiquitination. The coding region runs from base 589 to 2253 and encodes 554 amino acids. Lineage: Eukaryota; Metazoa; Arthropoda; Insecta; Hemiptera; Aphididae. Gene Ontology annotation, cellular component: cytoplasm. The transcript has 2 exons. The record is from RefSeq and is a predicted model, not a curated record. Gene Ontology annotation, molecular function: cysteine-type deubiquitinase activity.